AUGGCCACAGGGGUGUAUAUCUCAAAGUUCCUGGCCAUAGCCAUAGUGGUGUUGACCGUCUCAUCUAUUGGUGGAAUAAUUACAAUGAUUAUUGUGUAUGAGAACGAAAGAAUCAAGACACAACCUACAGCACCACCAACACCUAAUGCCACUACUCCGUAUCCAACUGGACCACCACCCAACAUGAGACUCCCUGGAAACCUGAUUCCAGAGAGCUAUGACAUCGUACUACAGCCUCACCUCUACAUCGUGAUGAACAACACUAACAAUCAAUCUCUCAUCUUCACUGGAAACUCCACUGUGUAUUUUAGAUGUGUGGAGAACACCAAAACUAUCGUCCUUCACAGUAAAGAACAGAAUGUGACUGCUGUAAAGGUGACAGAUCUUGACAAGGGAAAGAUCAUCAAAGUUGACAACACCAUACUGUAUAGUAAUGAAAGUAACUUCUUAGAGAUUAGACUGGACAGUGUUUUAGUUGAAGAUGGGAACUACAGUCUCUUUACUGCAUUUGAGGGGGAGCUCCUUGAUGAUCUGGCUGGUUUUUACAUGAGUUCAUACAAAAAAGGGCCAAGCACAGAGGAUGACACUGAAAGGUGGUUCGGGAAUGAAACGAUCAUCGUGGAGCUUGAUGAAAGAUUCAUCGCUACUAGCCAAAUGCAACCAACCGACGCCAGGAAAGUAUUUCCUUGUUUCGAUGAGCCAGCCAUGAAGGCUACAUUUAGAGUCACUAUCAUCCAUAGGCCUGGCACGACAGCACUAGCAAAUGGGAAAGUCAUAGGUACAACCCUUGAGGAUAUCGAUGGAGAGACCUGGGAAGUCACUCGCUUUCAAACGACUAAGAAAAUGUCAACUUACCUCUUAGCUUUCACAGUGUCUGAUUUCGAAUCCAUAGGAUCUACACAUGAAAGAGUUGACAUUAAGACGUAUGCUCGACCGGAGGCCAUAAAAUCUGGACAUGCAAAGUAUGCUGCAAGUAUCACUGGAAAUAUUCUGGCGUUCUAUGAGAGUCCUGGAGUAUUUAAAAUGAAUUAUCCUUUGAGCAAGCUAGAUCAGAUUGCUCUACCAGACUUCAGCGCAGGUGCCAUGGAGAAUUGGGGCUUGGUAACAUAUCGUGAGACAGCUCUGCUAUAUGAGGAAGGGGUGUCCUCCACAUCAAACAAAGAGUGGAUUGCCACAGUUAUUGCACAUGAGCUUGCCCAUCAGUGGUUUGGAAACCUGGUGACAAUGAAAUGGUGGAAUGACCUGUGGCUGAAUGAGGGAUUUGCAACAUAUAUAUCCUAUAUGGGAGUGGAUCAUAUUGAGCCAACAUGGAACAUAAAAGAUCUGAUUGUUCUAAAUGACAUCCAGACUGUAUUUCAAGUGGAUUCAUUGGCCUCAUCCCAUCCCCUAAGCUCUAAAGAGGAUGAUGUUCAAACUUCUAGUGACAUCACUCAACUUUUCGAUUCCAUCACCUACAGCAAGGGGGCAGCUGUGCUGAGAAUGCUCGCAGAUUAUCUGGAUGAGAGGGUAUUUCUGAAUGGUCUGAGAAAAUAUCUUCAGGCUUUCCAGUACAGUAAUACUGUACACAAGGACCUGUGGGAAUAUUUACAAGAGGCGGUGGACGAGGACAGCGGCCACAUUAAAGUUGCUGAAGUCAUGGACACUUGGACAAAGCAAAUGGGCUACCCAGUCAUCACCAUCAACACCACCAAUGGGGCAGUUUCUCAAGAACAUUUCCUCCUAAAUCAAACAUCUGACUACGAUUUUGAAUGGCAUGUCCCAAUCAGAGUGAUGAAGGAAGGUGAACCCAUAAAACUAGUUACACUGGCAAAAAAAUAUCAAGUACUGAUGCCAGAUUACCUGUCUGAAGAUGGCAAGUGGGUGCUUGCCAACAUAAACUGUAUGGGAUAUUUCAGAGUCAACUAUGAUCCAGUGAAUUGGGAUAGACUGCUCUCUCAGCUGGAAAUGAAUAUUCACGAAAUUCCAGUCAUCAACCGGGGACAGCUUAUUGAUGAUGCAUUCAACUUGGCAAGGGCCAAACAUAUCAAUGUGACACUGGCUUUGAGAACUACCAAGUACCUCCGGAAUGACACAGAGUACAUACCAUGGGAAUCAGCACUCAGAAACCUGGACUAUUUCAUUCUCAUGUUUGAUCGCUCCGAGGUCUAUGGCCCAAUGCAGGCAUACUUAAGAAAGCAAGUUGGUGGCCUUUAUCAACAUUUUGAAAAUGUCACCAUGUUGUCUACGGUCCCAGAGAAGCAUUCUGCACAGUACAACCAGAUUAACGCCAUUUCAGUCGCAUGCAGCAAUGACAUUCCAGAGUGCCAAGAAAUGGCAAAAAUGCUAUUUGACAACUGGAUGACAAACAAAACUACCAAUUGUAUACACCCUAACCUGAAGGCCACCAUCUACUGCCAAGCUAUAGCUGCUGGGGGAGAGAAGGAAUGGGAAUUUGCUUGGGGCAAGUUCGAGAAUGCCGCCACAGCCACAGAGAAAGACAAACUAAGAUAUGCCCUCUCAUGCACCAGGAAGAUCUGGCUCCUGAACAGAUACCUUGAGUAUACUUUGAACCCUGACAAGAUAAGAAAAAUGGAUGCAGUUUCUACCAUCAGCUACAUAGCCAGAAAUGUGGCAGGGCAAGCAAUAGCCUGGAAUUUUGUACGCGCAAACUGGAACUACAUCAGCUUGGAGUACGGAGGAGGGAUCAUGUCACUUGGCAACCUGAUUGAUGGAGUGACACAGAGAUUUUCCACUGACUUUGAGCUUGAAGAGCUGGGACAGUUCCUGACCGACCAUGAUGUAGAAGAACUGCGUUUGGCAAUCAGGGCCCUAGAGCAAGCCACUGAGAGAACCGAGGCCAACAUUAAAUGGGUGAAGGAAAACAAGCAGACUGUUCUGGAGUGGUUUAAAAAAGAGUCAAGGCAAGAGCAGCUGAACUGAGCUGAUAGGAUGAGAACCAGAUGGACCAGAGUGCCAUGAUUUUGAACACACCCUGUAUUUGACUUGAGUCUUAGGGUGUAUUAAAUAGUCGGAUUCUGUUGCAAAAUGUUUAGUCUGUUGCAAACUGUUUACUCUAGGAAGCAAACAGAGCAAACGUAACCAAACAGGGAGGGAAACUCUUUUUUUCCUUGCAAAACAUUUUCCAUUUGGAGUAAAUGUUUUCCGUUGCAAAACAUUUUACAACAGAUCAAAUGUUUUGCAACAGAAUCCAACUAAUGAAUACACCCUUGGUUUCAUUCCAAUUAGAUCCGAAAACAGGUUUCAUAUAAUCAACAUGUAAUAUAAACCUAAAAUAAAUGUAGAUUUCAAUGUUUUUGUCACUUGUAAUUCAACAAGACGAGAAAUUAUAAUAUUUUAUUUAAACAAGUAACAUUCCACCAUUUGUUGUUUGAGACAAUAUUGUUUACACUGACAGUCACAUCCAAAGAAAACGCUUUCUCAGGUUGACAACUACAAUUAUUUUGAUAAAAGACUAUCAAACAACACAUAACUAUAGCAAUACAAUGUCUUACUGUAUGUAUUUGUAAAAAUAUGUAUUAUGUGUCAAAGUAUUGCAUAUUGCCGUUUUCCUUUUUAUUUUCUUAACAUUUUAGUCAUUUAGCAGACACUUUUAUCCAGAGCGACUUACAGUAGUAGUGAGUGCAUACAUUUCCAUACUUUUUAUUAGUUUUAAUAAAAUUGAUUGAAGUUAGAUUGGUAAAAGGACUAGAUUGAGUUUGGGCUAUUGUGUCGGGGGAGUGAGACGAAUAUUCACCAAUAAAUAUAACAUUAUUGUAUCUAAGUGUAUUAUUUCACACAAUAUGUUAGUAACGGGCUCAGAAAAAUAGUGAUACAUUAUGGUACAUACUGUAGACAAGUAAUGUAGCUAUUGAUUCAUGUUGGUAAUCCAAACAAGUUUCUGAUCUAUUUUGGAGGACGCAUGAUUUCAAAUCAACUACAAUAGUUUACUUAUUCUACUGUAGCCUAGAUCUAAGUGGCUACUUCAUACAUUUGCACAUGCAGAUAUUCUGAUUAGCAGGCAACGUUUACUACUCUACUAGUCAAAGCUAUAACUCCAUCCUUGCAUGAUCACUCUUACCCAAGUGAUGGUUUACAUUUUGGACACAUCAUUAGAACAACAACACCAUCAAAUAAAUUGCCAUUAGUUUUAUUACAAGGUUAGCCUUGUACAUAUGAUUUGUACCCUUCUAAAGACAAUUCUGCAUUUUCAAUAGAGAGAUAGUAGAGGAGUAAAGCCUGUAUGAUGAUUCCCAAAGAGAGGCUUUACACCCCAUAUCAAAGGUACCCUGCAAUACCAAGAUUUGUCAACGUCUUAUAGAAGAGUCUAUAUUACAUGCAAAAUAAAAAACAACAUA
Molecule: messenger RNA, 4334 nt
Organism: Coregonus clupeaformis (lake whitefish)
Lineage: Eukaryota; Metazoa; Chordata; Actinopteri; Salmoniformes; Salmonidae
Gene: anpeplb
Product: alanyl (membrane) aminopeptidase a
Exons: 21
Coding region: 1-2919 (972 amino acids)
Biological process (GO): proteolysis; peptide catabolic process
Cellular component (GO): cytoplasm
Molecular function (GO): zinc ion binding; peptide binding; metalloaminopeptidase activity
Source: RefSeq, a predicted model, not a curated record